This is a messenger RNA of Amphimedon queenslandica, 3165 nucleotides long. RefSeq names its product protein phosphatase 1 regulatory subunit 12C-like. Gene Ontology annotation, molecular function: phosphatase regulator activity; enzyme inhibitor activity; protein kinase binding. The transcript is spliced from 15 exons. The record is from RefSeq and is a predicted model, not a curated record. Gene Ontology annotation, cellular component: cytoplasm. NCBI's taxonomy places the organism in Eukaryota, Metazoa, Porifera, Demospongiae, Haplosclerida, Niphatidae. Bases 85 to 2958 code for a protein of 957 amino acids.
AUCUUACUACACAGGCCCGUAAACUUGUGGCUUGUGUGUAGAAGGAGAGAAGCAGAGAGUGUCUAUAUACUUACUCUACCAGUUAUGAGUGGGACUGACAGAGGAUAUGGGGUUGGCCUAAGUCCCAGUGCUUGGGAGAAGAGGAACAAACAGCUCCAGAACUGGGAGUCUUCGGACACUAACCACCAGCCAUCAUAUCCUCUACCGACUAGAAAAUCAAGAGUUCACUUUUCUAAGGAUGUCAUGUUCCUUGCUGCUGUUAAUGCCGGGGACGAGGAGGAGGUAGAACGGCUCUUAACUGAAGAAGGAGCUGACAUUAACUGUCGAAAUAAUGACGGAUUGAGUGCUGUUCAUCAGUGUUGUAUCGACGAUGACAUCGACAUGCUUAAGGUGAUCAUCAAAAGGGGCGGAGACAUUAACUCUGUUGACAAUGAAGGAUGGACUCCAUUACAUGCAGCUGCUUCCUGUGGAUACAUACAUAUUGUCAAGUAUUUGUUGGAAUGUGGUUCUUUUCCAGCUUCUAUUAACAAUGAUGGCCAAACUCCCUCUGAUUUAGCUGAGGAUUAUGAUGAAAUAGUUGAAGUAUUGCAAUCUGAAAUCAAUAGACUAGGAAUUGACAUUGAUGAUAUAAAGUGUGAGGAAGAAAGGCGCAUGUUAGAAGAUGCCAAUAAAUUGCGUAACAAUCCCGAGGUUGAAUCUGUUCUUUGCACUGGGGGAGCCACCCCUCUCCAUGUGGCAGCUGCCAAGAACUACACCACAGUACUGAAUGUCCUUCUCUCUAUCAAGGAAUUGGAUAUUAUUAAUGCAAGGGAUGACGAUGGUUGGACUCCAUUACAUGCUGCGGUUCACUGGGAGAGCAUGGAGGCUGCUGAACUCUUAAUAUUAAAUGGAGCUAACGUAUUUGCUAAAACUGAUGCUGGUGAAGAAGCAGAUGAUCUUGUUGAUCCAGAACUAGAAGAAGAAUGGAAAGAAUUGAAGAAACUGAACAGUCGUAUCAAUCCCGAACAAGAAAUUACAAGAAGACGUUACCAAGUAUCUCGUCGCUCCUCCAACACCUUCUCUCAUACGAACAGUGUCGAUAACAAGUAUCACCAGCCAAUCUCAAGGAGGCACUCGAAAGAGAAGCUGACAAUGAGAGACAUGAAGAAAGAAAAGGAGGACAUGAUUCAGAGUUUUGAGAAACUAGACGAAGAAAUUAAUAAUUCUAACUCUAGUCCGCAGACCACACCUACUUCUCAAGUUUGCCCCACCCCCAUGUCUAAUAUUAACAAUAACUCAUCACCAAUUCCAGUACCAGCAGGAUCUACUGGUGCCCCGCCCCCAAUGAUACGCACUAACAGUAGCGGAUCCAAUGGGGGGAGCCCCAAGAACAGCAGGAGGAAAGGAGAGCUGUCAAAGAACAUGCUGGACAGAUUGAAUGUGUUUCAAAGUCCAGCAGGACCAACUGGCAGUUCAUCAGUUACCACAUCAACCCCUUCACCUUCCGUUAGUUCUAAUAAUACUAACACUGAACGUAAGAAGAUAGAUAGUUCUGAAGCAACAGUUCGUUUGCGUGUUAGUGAGCAGACAGUAGGGGGUGUGGCUAAUCCUAAAAACAGGUUUUCGUUUCAGCCUAAACCGGUAGCAGGAGCAGGCACUCCUCAAGGUAAAACAAUGUCCCUUGAAAGAGGAACGGAAGCAAGCCUUAUCAAAGAGACUAGCUAUACGCCUCCAGGAGGAGCAGGAAGAACUAUUGUCGAAUCCAAACCAAUCAGGAAGCAUCAAGAACCGACCAAUACUAGCCUAUCAGAAACCGUACCUGCUGGACAGCAAGCCACGCCCACUGGACAACAAACCACACCCACUGGACAACAAGCCACGCCCAUUGUGGAACUAGCCACACCUACUAAACUUGACAGUUCGGCUACGGAUAGCAGCAGUAUUUUGAGUGACAGAUCAGUAACUACUCAACCUGAAGCAAGGAGAAGAACCAAUGCCAAGUCAAAGAGAGAGGCUCGUAGAUCCACUCAACCUUUACCAACUGACCUACUGGAGAGGAUUACCAAACAUGAUCAAAUGGAAGAACAACAACUGAACACAACAACUGAUGGACAAACAACAACUGAUAAACAAACAACAACUGAUAAACAAACAACAACUGAUAAACAAACAACAACUGAUAAACAAACAACAACUGAUAAACAAAUGUUGGAUAUAGCUAGUUCUGUUUCCAAUCACAUUCAAUCUACUGAGACCACACCCACAAUGACUGUACCAACUUCAGUUGAUCGUGUCACUGCUUAUGGUAAAGGAGAUAAACGUGUAUCGUUGACCACACCCACCACUAGCCAAGUGACCACACCUACUUCUGCUAAAGAAGAUAAAACAUUACCUGCUGGUAGCCCAAAGGAUCAAUCAAUCACAGAAACCUCGAGUCCGUUGCCUCGUACUAAAUCAAGUACCAGGAGGAAACCGAAAGAGAAGAGGAGAAGUACUGGGAUACCGACUGAAGUUGACUCUGAGUGUGAGAUUCCUGAUAAUUUAAAAGGUAUAAUUAAUCACUCAAGAUCAGAAUCAGCUGAUAGUAAUGACAGUAAUGGGCUAGCUAAUAAUGUGUUUGAUAUACAAGGUACUGAAGGCUCGUCUGUUUCUAGUGCUACAAUUGAUUAUUAUCAACAAGAAAUGGCUUCACUUAAAAAGCUUUUAUCUGACGAGAGGAAAAAGAAUGAGACCCUAAUGCACACGUAUCAUCACACUUGUAACAAACUGGAAACUGUUGAAAAGGAACUGAACGAAUUAAAAAUAAAGUUUGAUAAAGAAAGAAUGGAGGGAGAGCAAAAAGAAAAGAGAAUAAUACAACUGGAGAAAUCACAAAGAGGUAUUCAAGAAUUAAAGACAGAGAAUCAAAGACUAAAAGACGAGAAUGGGGCAUUAAUUAGAGUAGUUGGUAAACUGUCACGAGCCCCUUUUAAUUCAUAAACACACACACACACACACACGCACGCAUACAUACGUACAUAUAGAAAGAGAAUAUCUAAUCAUAAUGACUUCAUUAAAUCAAAUAUUUUAUCAUUGUUAAUGUAACAUUGGUGGUGUGGCCAAACCACACCCAUAUACUUAUAGUUGUGAUUAAUUUAACUGUCCCAAUCUUUAUUAUUAUUAUUAUUAUUGUUUUGUUUCAUUCCA